This is a messenger RNA of Gigantopelta aegis, 1600 nucleotides long. RefSeq names its product alpha-(1,3)-fucosyltransferase C-like. Gene Ontology annotation, cellular component: membrane. NCBI's taxonomy places the organism in Eukaryota, Metazoa, Mollusca, Gastropoda, Neomphalida, Peltospiridae. The transcript is spliced from 2 exons. The coding region runs from base 382 to 1533 and encodes 383 amino acids. Gene Ontology annotation, molecular function: alpha-(1->3)-fucosyltransferase activity. The record is from RefSeq and is a predicted model, not a curated record.
GCGCCGAUACACCGGAAAACAUCAAGAAAAGUUACAAAAAUGCCGAAUAUUUCCCCGACCAGCGAGCGAUAUAAGGGAGGCAACUCUUGUUUAUCGAGCGCUAACAUUUUAUGAUCAAUAAGGAUCGAAAUAGCCGCAACGUGGAGAGUUCGGUUAUUGUGGAAACGAAACGUGAAGAUCUUAACAACGCAAAACCGUCAUUUCUUCUUUCUUGAGACGCUAACAGAGAUCAGUCAGCCGGAAAUCAGAACAUAAACAUUGAUGCACAGUAACUGGUCUGACGCAGCGAUCCGAUAACGACGCUAAAUUUGAUAACAGGAUCAAUGUCGUCUGUCUUUCGUUCUAAGGCGUGAAUGGGAAGAAAGCAAAUAAUGACAAAAGAUGCUACCACGAAUAUUUUUUCGAUACAACACAGCGAGGUCAUUCUUCAACGGAAUUAUCGCACUGACCUGCUUUCUUCUCACGCUGAUGGCCAUCGCCUUCAGCUGGCGGAGAAACCAUGGUCUCAAAGUCAAGGCACCACUUACCAGCCAGAAUGUAAAACGUCUUCGCUUAGAACACACCAACACCACCAAGAGUAGCGAAAAGAUAAUUUCUAUGCUACAUUUUCCAUCAUAUUACGAACUCAAGAUGGGAGGUAUACACUUCGAGCAUUGCAAAAUCAAAACGUGCACUCUCACGGACAAUCCCGAUCACCUCACCACCAGUGAUGCUGUCAUGUUCUACACCCCUGUCAAACCCAUCACACCUCCGCCGAAGACCCCUGGUCAGAUAUGGGUAUAUUUUGUAGAAGAGAGUCCGUUGCAUUCUAGAACAGAGUUAUUCGGUGGUCCAGAAUGGGAAAAUCUAAUUAACUGGACUAUGACGUAUCGCAAGGACUCCGAUAUCGUGUUUGGUUAUGGUGUGGUGCAUAACAAGACGGAACGGGGACCACAGAAAGACUACUAUGCAAUUGCUAAAGCCAAAACCAAACUGAUAGCUUGGUUUGUUAGUAACUGCAAUACAAAGAGUCAAAGAAUGAAGUAUGUUAAACUUCUUCAGAAGUUUGUACCAGUCGAUGUGUACGGUGACUGUGGGUCGUUGAAAUGUCCUAAAAACAAAGAAAUUGGGUGCAUUGAAAUGUUGAACACAGACUAUAAGUUUUAUCUUUCCUUUGAAAAUUCCCUCUGCCUUGAUUAUGUAACUGAGAAGUUGUAUCGCAUGCUUAAAUAUGACGUCAUUCCCAUCGCCAGAGGCUGGGCGAACUAUUCAAAAUAUUUACCAAACAAAUCUGUGAUCAGUACGUCCGAUUUCUUUACCGUCAGAGAUCUAGCUGAGUUGAUCAAACAUCUCGAUUCCAAUAUGGACGAAUACUUGAAAUAUUUCUCCUGGAAGUCGUCGUACUCGAUAGAGGAACCUCAGGCGAUGCCCCUUUGUGAAAUAUGUGAAAAAGUCCACAAUCCUGAAAAGUGGCAUAACAUUUAUAAGAACGUUGCUGAUUGGUGGAGAACAGGCACGUGUCACGAUCCGACAGAUCUUGUGUCCGAGCUGUAGAUUGGAUAUUUAAUGGAGCAGAAUAAGUGUUAGACCUUGAACUUGGGUAAAUAAAUGUUUUAUGGUG